Marchantia polymorpha subsp. ruderalis is the source of this 1875-nucleotide messenger RNA. The record is from the annotation of a GenBank genome assembly. NCBI's taxonomy places the organism in Eukaryota, Viridiplantae, Streptophyta, Marchantiopsida, Marchantiales, Marchantiaceae.
GGUACAUCUGUUUGCCCUUCUACUCAUUCUGUUUCAGAAGUCUCACGUGCACCUUCUACUUUCAGUAAUGAGGGUGGCCCUAGAGCCGGUAUCAGAGGAACACAUUCAAGUGUAUCUUUGGUUUCCUGUAAUGUUCUCGGACUCUCACAUUUUCGAUUCUGUCGAUGUCCUUGCUGUGAGCAUGCGUCUUUUCCUCGAGUCGGACUUCAGGGGUCCUACGCUUUCGCAGUGGAGAAGCGGUAGUUGCUGUGCUUCGUAAUUGCAUGAAAUUUGGUUUCAAAUUGGACCAAAGUCUUCUGCACCCCGCUACACUUCAGGGAAUGUGACAUAGCUGUUCUUGCUGCUCCUUUCGCUGAUGGAGUGCGACGUGGAUACGAGGAGAGUCAGCAUCAGAACCUCAACAGCCAACAAGAGGGAACGUUGUACCAUGUAGCUGAAAUUUGUCCUGGAGAAACCUCUCCUUUGAGGACCGUGUUGCAUACUUAUUGGACUUUGUAAUUUGAUGAAUGUCUUUUCGUCUGUUUGUUUUUGGGCAGGGAAGUAAUGCUGGAGAAACAAUGGAUGGGACAGCAGGUAGAUCGUUCUAUUUGCACUUGGUUCUGGACACAGGCACAUCCCCCAGGCCACGACGAAUUUGGCCCUCCCAGAGUACCAGCUGUCAUAGCAUCACCAACGUAUUAUCUCAUCAGCAUAGUUCGAGAAGGCGUUACGUUCCUGGCCUGUACACUGUCCGAGAUGCAACCUUUGCUUGGCAUUGAGUUUCUUUGCAGGGUUGCUGAUGUCUUGGCAGAGUACUUCGGAGGCCUUAAUGAGGAUCUCAUCAAAGAUAACUACGUCCUUGUUUAUCAGCUUCUAGACGAGAUGAUGGACAGCGGGUUUCCUCUCACCACCGAGCCCAGCAUAUUGAAAGAGAUGAUUGCUCCGCCAAACUUUGUGAGUAGGGUUCUGAGUGUCGUAACUGGGGGUUCAUCAAGCAUGAGUAGCACUCUGCCGACAGCAGCCUCUUCAAACGUGCCGUGGCGAGCACUUGGAAUCAAGCAUACAAACAAUGAGAUAUACUUUGAUCUGGUUGAAGAGGUGGAUGCGAUUGUAAACAAGGAUGGAUUUCUGGUCAAAUGUCAAGUUUAUGGGGAGGUGCAGGGAAAUUCUCGGUUGUCAGGAAUGCCAGACCUUACUCUGAAUUUCACGAAUCCAUCUAUCAUCAGUGAUGUGAGGUUCCAUCCAUGCGUACGUUACCAGGACUGGGAAGCCCGUCAGCAUCUUAAAUUUAUACCUCCUGAUGGACAGUUCAAGCUUAUGAGCUACAGGGUCAAAGGCUUAGAAAAUACUCCGCUUUACGUGAAGCCUCAGUUGAGUUGCAGUGAAGGUGUGGUUCGAGUGAAUAUACUAGUGGGUAUCCGGAUCGACCCUGGUAGGACGAUAGAGAACAUCGUUGUCGAUGUACCAUGGCCACCUACGGUCACUACGGCUGAAUUGACUGCCAACCAUGGCACUGUACUUUUCAACAGUAGCACCAAGGUAUGUACUUGGACAAUUGGCAGGAUUCCUAAGGAUAAGUCUCCAUGUCUGACUGGUUCCGUGAACCUAGAAGCAGGCUUGGAUCGGUUGCAUGAAUUUCCUACCAUAUUGGUUGGAUUCAAAAUAAUGGGUGUAGCACUCUCAGGCUUGAAAGUUGAUAAGCUGGAAUAUGAUAACAUAGCGUACCGUGUUUACAAAGGGUUUAGAGCUGUCACCAAAGCCACCUGUUAUGAGAUAAGAACUUGAAUACGAUGUACAUAAUCAAUUGGUACUCAUAAGAGAGUACCCUAGCAGGAGAAAUACCUGCUAUUUGAACACGGUUUGUGAUUAUGUUAUAAAAUAUAUGCACACAUUGAA